AGAACAUAAAUAUAAUAGUAGAGUGAUUUUGCAACAAUGGUUAUAUGCAAGUUCUACCAACAAGGUAACUGCAAAUUUGGAAGCCGAUGUUAUAAUGAACAUGUAAGGUAUAAUGAGAACAGAAGCAGAGGUCAACAAAGGAGUCAAAAUGACAACUACGGCAACAGAGGUCGUAAUCAAAACUAUGUUCAGCCUUCUCGAUUUGAUGAUUCGAAUCGGCAACAUAAAUCCCACACAACAGAUAACUACAGCAGUCCAUUUAACAGAGGUGGAAGCAACAACACAAAUUUUUCCUCUGGGUCAGAAAAACACCAUACACAACAAAGCAUAGACAAAUUCCAUUGGACCUCAAAAUCCCAAUCAAAUCGCUUCAACGCUUUGGCUGAGUUAGAAGAACCUCCAUUAUCAUCCAAUACUGUUCAAUCAGAAGACCAUGCAUCUAUGUUUAAGACAAUAUCAGAAGACAUGGCUCUGUGGCCAAGUUCAAAAAUGUGGCCGUUUUCAUGUUAUUCAUAUGCAAAGGAGAAAAAUUGCGUAGAAGGUUUGGCCGACAUACAACCUGAGGAAAUCCGUACUUUGUAUUAUCUUUAUGGUUUGGAGCGAUAUCGAAAUAUCUUGGAUGAAGUUGAACUUAUCUACACAAAACGCAAGGAAGAGUUGAGAUACAUGAGUGAGGAAACAAAGUCUUCACUUUUAUUACAACUUGGAUCAUCAAUAGAGUCUAACCCAUCUGCUGGCCUCUCUAUUUAUUCUUUGUACGGUCCUGGCACAGAGUUUAAGUCUUCUUCAAAAGUAGCAGAUGUUGCUGCGUUUCCUACUCAAUCCACCGUAAACCCGACCGUUACUAGCACAACAACUGAUUUGUUCAAACCCGCUGUUGCACAAUCCAACCCAUCUGCUUUACCGCCACCUAGCAGUAGUUUUAUUCAACCACCGCCAGCGACUGGUGGCGCACUAGGGCAAAUGUUUAAGACAGUUCCAGCCGCUGAGACAAAACCGUUGGUAUCGGUGUCAUUAACUACGCAAGACCCGACGUACACAGAUAAAACUGAACUAACAGCAACUGAACUGCAGCAGUUUGAAGCGCAAAGCUUCACGUUAGGCAAAAUCCCAAUGCGUCCUCCCCCCAAAGACCUAUGCAGGUAGCACAACAUGAAGAUCUCAUGACCAUACGUGGACUACCAUACACAGCGUAUCUUUAAAACAUCUACAGUUCGGCUAUGCCAUAUCGUAGUCGAUCGACCAAAGCUUUGAAAACAUCGAUUCAUUCGACGUCUUUCAUCCACAAACAACUAUAAUGCCUCCAAUUUUGCGACGACUAAUAUAUCAUUAAGUGCUCGAGUUACCAACGGUUCCUAUCACAAAUCCGGAUAAUAACACGUACAUCGUUAUAUCGAGUUCUUACCCACACUCCAUCUAUAAGAUCGAGUUGUGCAUGUUAACGUGUAAGUGUCAAAGACGUGUUCUGUUUAUGUGUGCUUACGUUAACUGUCGGACCGCUCGGUCAGUUUCUGCUGGAUACCGUUUAUUUAUUUUCCUCUCGCCUCCCCAGAUUAUAUCUUAACGCAAUUACUUCUUUCUCUGUGGCUCGCAUUAUGAAACAUAACGCGUGGGUAGUUCACUAAAGUAUUUACCACCAACUAUUAAAAAGCAUUUCUAAAAUAUUUAGGACCAGUUUUGCAACAAAUAUUUUUUAAAUUAAGGUAAUGCUCGCAAUUCAUUAAAUAUUGUAAGCAAUUGUAAUUUUAAAGAUAAAGAAGCUAAAUAAUGUGCGGUUUUCCUUUUCAUAGAUAUAUAUAUGUCAUUUACAAACCCUACAGAAACUUAAUAUAUAGCGCCACAAUCCACCGGUUUUGCGUCAACCAAUAACCACUUCGGAUUAGGUUAAGGUUUACCGCAGGUUAAAUAAAGCUGCAUUAGCACGGUGACCUACUAUGGGUUAACGCGAACUAUGACUAGAAUGCAAGAAAUUCUUCCACGAAGAGCUAGGAUAAUAAUCUACUGGAGUUUGGCCAAUUGUACUUUAUUUCAUGUUUUGUUUGCCUACAAUGAAUAUAAACAGUGUUGGGAGAA
Messenger RNA from Ciona intestinalis (vase tunicate), 2073 nucleotides. NCBI's taxonomy places the organism in Eukaryota, Metazoa, Chordata, Ascidiacea, Phlebobranchia, Cionidae. The record is from RefSeq and is a predicted model, not a curated record.